GGCGGGCGCCACUCCAGACUCCACUCUCCCCCCCGAAACCACCAACCAACUCCCCGCACCCCAAUGAUCCUCCUCCCCCACCACCAUCACCACUGCCCCUUCUCCGCACGACUCUCGCGCCCGCCGCCUCCGUCUCCGCCUCCCCCACCCCAAGGCACACGGACUCACCGCCGUCUCCGCGCGCACGCCGCACGCCACCACCACCGCAUCUCCUGCUCCGGCACCGACACCCCCACCCCCGCCCCCGCCCCCGACAUGGAUCCCGCCGUGCGCAAGGACCUGUACCCGCACGUCGAGCCCUACCAGACCGGCCGCCUCAACGUCUCCCACGUCCACACCAUCUACUACGAGCAGUCCGGCAACCCAGGGGGACACCCUGUCGUGUUCCUCCACGGCGGUCCUGGGGCCGGCACCUCGCCCGGCAACCGCAGGUUCUUCGACCCGGAGUUCUACAGGAUCGUGCUAUUCGACCAGAGAGGCGCUGGCAAGAGCACUCCCCACGCUUGUCUGGAGGAGAACACUACCUGGGACCUGGUGGCUGACAUCGAGAAGCUCAGGGAGCAUCUUGACAUCCCGGAGUGGCAGGUGUUUGGCGGUUCAUGGGGAAGCACAUUGGCCCUUGCGUACAGCCAGACUCACCCCGACAAGGUGACGGGCAUUGUUAUCAGAGGCAUUUUCUUGCUUAGGAAAAAGGAGCUCGAUUGGUUCUACGAGGGUGGUGCAGCAGCUAUUUUCCCAGACGCAUGGGAACCAUUUAGAGAUCUUAUUCCUGAGGACGAAAGGAAUUGUUUCAUAGCUGCGUACCACAAAAGGCUAACUUCCUCUGAUCCUGAUGUCCAGAUUGAAGCUGCGAAGAGAUGGACAAUGUGGGAGAUGUUGACUGCACAUCUCAUUCAAAAUCAUGACACCAUCAAACGAGGGGAGGAUGACAAGUUUUCUUUGGCAUUUGCAAGGAUUGAAAACCACUACUUCGUUAACAAGGGAUUUUUACCUUCGGAUUCACACUUAUUGGACAAUGUUGAGAAGAUUCGACACAUUAAAGCUUUCAUCGUUCAGGGGAGAUAUGAUGCUUGUUGUCCUAUGAUGUCUGCUUGGGAUCUCCAUAAAGCUUGGCCUGAAGCUGAAUUUAAGGUGGUUCCAGAUGCAGGACACUCCGCCAAUGAAGUUGGCAUCGCAGCUGAACUGGUAUCAGCUAACGAAAAGCUUAAAAGCAUGCUGAGAAAAUGAGCGGCCUAACCAUAGCGCAGAAAGCUGUUAUGAAGAACUUCCACUCAUUUUCGUUGGGGGUUACUUUGCAGAAUAAGAAUUUAGCAGGUAGCUAGCCUGGCUGUACUUGUCAAACGAUUCUCUAUUCAAUCAAAGUUGGGUGCCACAAUUUUGUCGAUUGGGCUA
Messenger RNA from Lolium perenne, 1392 nucleotides. RefSeq names its product proline iminopeptidase. Gene Ontology annotation, molecular function: aminopeptidase activity. The record is from RefSeq and is a predicted model, not a curated record. Gene Ontology annotation, biological process: proteolysis. Gene Ontology annotation, cellular component: cytoplasm. Lineage: Eukaryota; Viridiplantae; Streptophyta; Magnoliopsida; Poales; Poaceae.